UCUCGCGAGAACGCCGCGUCAAUUGCCUAGGCCGGGAAGCUGCCGCAACACGCACUUGCAAAAUACCUGUAGCCUUCAAUUCUCAGUCGACCCGACUAAGCCUUGUCGCCUGCCUAGAAUCCGACUUUACCUGCACAACGAGAGGUUCUGUACAUACUGAAGCAAUGUCGACGCGAAGAGCUGCCUUGUCGCUUUAUCGCCGCUCAUUGAAGCUGGCCCUUGACUGGGCAGUCCAUCGUCACAUUUGGAGAGGACAGGCUUUGUAUAUCCGCUCGUUGUUCGAAGCCAAUCGAGAGGUUACGGAUCCAAGACACCAGCGCGCGCUACUCUCGGAAACAGAAAAGCUGCUGGAUAGCUGGAAACACCCCGACCCCUACAUUGCACCAACAGCCCCCGGUGGUUCCAAGUACGAACGCAACCUCCCCUCCCCAGUACUCGAUCGUAUGUGUUCAUCUACAUGAAUUGGCACUUUCCCCGGUCUCGAAACUAAAACUGCACAGCACCUACCGAACAAGGUUCCAAGAACCACCACUAAACUCUGUAAGCUACUGGCGAGGACACAGGCAUAUAGGGAGUGGUCGCAUACCGCUCGA
This is a messenger RNA of Emericellopsis atlantica, 593 nucleotides long. Its product is annotated as NADH dehydrogenase 1 beta subcomplex subunit 9. The transcript is spliced from 4 exons. The coding region runs from base 165 to 461 and encodes 98 amino acids. Gene Ontology annotation, biological process: mitochondrial electron transport, NADH to ubiquinone. Lineage: Eukaryota; Fungi; Ascomycota; Sordariomycetes; Hypocreales; Bionectriaceae. The record is from RefSeq and is a predicted model, not a curated record.